AUGCGACGGUUGAAUACCCGUAAAGGGGUCAAUUCGAAGCCGACCGACGACCACGACAGCAACAAUAUGGACCCAAUUAAGCUCCAAGUCCGACCCAGCACCCGAUCCAAUCUCUUCUCUCGCAACCCCAAGCACAACAACAGAUCAGGCUUCUUAAUUAUCGCUUCACUGACGAUCGCACUAGCUUUCACACUCUGUUAUCUUCUCGUUUCCGCGAGAAAUUCGAGGAGUUUUGGGAAGAAACGGUACGGGAUUGUGAUCGACGGGGGGAGUACGGGUACCCGAAUCCACGUGUUCGGGUAUGGAGUCGACGGCGGCGACACUGCCGUCUUCGAUUUCGGCACGGACGGGUUGUCGUCGAUGCGGGUUAACCCGGGGCUCUCGGCGUAUGCGGAGGAUCCGGAAUCGGCGGGUGGGUCGUUGCGGGAGCUUGUGGAGUUUGGGAAGGGUAGGGUUCCCAAAGAGCAAUGGGAGAACACGGAGAUAAGGCUUAUGGCCACGGCGGGGCUCCGACUGCUUGAUUUGGAUGUCCAGAACCGGAUUCUGGACUCUUGUAGAAAGGUGCUUCGGAGUUCUGGGUUUAAGUUUCAGAACGAGUGGGCUUCGGUGAUUACAGGCUCUGAUGAAGGACUAUAUGCUUGGGUUGUUGCAAACCAUGCCCUUGGCACUCUUGGUGGCAAUCCUUUGCAGACAACUGGGAUUAUUGAACUUGGUGGAGCUUCUGCUCAGGUGACAUUUGUUUCAAGUGAGCCAGUGCCUUAUGAGUUCUCACGUGUUGUUAAAUAUGGAAAUAUCACUUACAAUCUCUACAGUCACAGCCUUCUUCAUUACGGCCAGAAUGUUGCAUAUGAUUCGUUGAAAGAAGCAAUUGUUUCAGGAGACUUCAACUCAGAUGCUGAAUCACUUCAGAAAAGAAUGUCAAUAGAUCCUUGCACUCCUAAAGGAUAUUCAUAUAAGAUGCAGUCUUCAAAGCUUUCUCCAAGUUCUUCGGUUGAGAAGCAUAGACAUUUAUCUACUCUUCAAUCAAGGGGUAACUUCUCUGAGUGCAGAUCCGCUGCAAUAAUGAUGCUGCAAAAAGGCAAAGAGAAAUGUUCCUAUCAACACUGCAGGAUUGGAUCAAAUUUCAUACCUAAGCUUCAGGGAAAGUUUUUGGCUACAGAAAAUUUCUUCCAUACAUCCAAGUUCUUUGGUUUGGCUUCAAAAGCGUUUCUUUCUGACCUGAUGAUGGCUGGACAACAAUUCUGUGGAGAGGAUUGGUCGAAGUUAAAGAAGAGACACCAUCGACUCGAUGAAGAAGCUUUGCUUCACUAUUGUUUCUCUUCAGCAUAUACUGUGGCCCUACUUCAUGAUAGUCUUGGGAUUGCCAUGGACGAUGAAAGGAUCAGGGUUGCAAAUCAGGUGGGAAGUAUUCCACUCGAUUGGGCUCUGGGAGCUUUCAUCUUGCAAAGCACAUCUGACUUGGAUGUAGGGCACUCUGAUUGGAUUAGCACCUGGAGGAAGCCCCAGUUGAAGACAAUUUAUGACCUGGAGAAAGGGCGGUAUAUAGUUACUCGUGUUAGUAGAUGA
Molecule: messenger RNA, 1566 nt
Organism: Prunus armeniaca (apricot)
Lineage: Eukaryota; Viridiplantae; Streptophyta; Magnoliopsida; Rosales; Rosaceae
Source: the annotation of a GenBank genome assembly